AUGAAACGAUUAUUUAGCAUUGCAGUCUUUGUUCGAGUGAGUUCAGCUUUCUUUUGUUGCCUGCAAAAUAUCACUGUUCGUGGCCAAUUCGCUUGUAAUAGAACCGCUAUCGCCAACGUUUCUGUGCAACUUUGGGAUGAAGAUUCAUAUUUCUCAUUAAAUAUUUUAGUCGAUCCUGAUGAUUUCUUGAAUUCUACUACAUCUGAUUCAGCAGGUUUUUUCAAUAUUUAUGGUGAGACAGUCGAGUUGUCUACCAUGGAUCCAUAUCUUAUAAUUUCUCAUAAUUGCCUUGAAGGGAAAAUUGAAGAAAAAUGUAUCUUCAAAGAAUCAUUCACAAUUCCAGAAAAAUUUAUUGGCAGGAUCUAUGAUAUGGCUAUCGUUAGCUUGAAUAUUGCUAGAAGGCAUCAUAAGGAGCUUUGUAUCAAUAGUUUAGAUUAG
Messenger RNA from Dracunculus medinensis (Guinea worm), 438 nucleotides. The record is from the annotation of a GenBank genome assembly. Lineage: Eukaryota; Metazoa; Nematoda; Chromadorea; Rhabditida; Dracunculidae.